Molecule: messenger RNA, 7104 nt
Organism: Peromyscus leucopus (white-footed mouse)
Lineage: Eukaryota; Metazoa; Chordata; Mammalia; Rodentia; Cricetidae
Gene: Phactr1
Product: phosphatase and actin regulator 1
Exons: 13
Coding region: 2264-3940 (558 amino acids)
Biological process (GO): cell motility; stress fiber assembly
Molecular function (GO): actin binding
Source: RefSeq, a predicted model, not a curated record
GGAGAGUCAUUUCUCUGCUUUCAUCAUAUGGGUCCCAGAGAUUCCACCCCAUCAGGCUGACAGCAAGCACCUUUAUCCACUGAGUCAUCUUGCUGGCCCACAAAUUCUUCUUCUCUAAGUUUUAGGCAACGCAAUUAAAUCUGUUACCCUUUGGAAUUCUAACCCCACGAUGGCUAAAUAUAAUCUAGCGCUAGGCCAUCUAAUGUGGUAACCAUUGUAUAUGACUACUGAGGGUUUGAACCAUUAUAUGUGACUAUUGAGGUGUGAUCUAAGUGUAAAAUACAAAUUAGAAGUCUGAAAUAGGGAAAAAAUGCAUAAUAGUCUAUUAAUGUUUAUAUUAAUUACAUGUGAAAAUGAUACUUUGAAUGUAUUCUAAAAUAAUUUCACUAGGUUAUGUAUAUGGUUCCUAUUAUAUUUCUAUUGGUAAGUGUUGAUCUAUGAGAUUCAAGUUAUUCAGACAAUCAGUGUAUGUUUUCCAUUAUUGUUCCUUACCCAUUAUGAAGGUCCAGUUUACCUGGUAUUUUCUAAUAUCUCCCAAUGUGUCCUUAUCUCAACUAAAAAUGUAGUUACUGCAGCAACUGUCACAACAGGUUAUAUGGUAUUUACUACACCUGCAGGGUGAGACAUAAACAAAUGCCAAUCAUUCCCCUCAGAUUUUCCUCACACAUAUCUGGGGCUUUGCAAGCCAGAGCAGGAAAGAGACCUGACUGCUAAUUCCUGCCUGUGUCACUGGCUUCUCCGACUCUAGUAAAGGUAAUAGUGAUCCCUCCAGCUCACUUCAGAGAGGUAUAUAGGUAGUUAUGAAGGCAUCUCAAAGGUGACUCUAAAGGCAUACCAUCCAUCUACCGAUAAUGUCUUUAAGGUUGGUCAUGGGAUCAGUUUCCUCUGGAAGAUGUGGAUAGAGGAUAAAGGAAAACACAGAGACUGAAUUAGUGUCUAUUCCCAAAGACAGUAAUUAUCCUUUUCAAGUCCAUCCCAGAUCUUGCAGCAAAGCCCAGUUAACUUGGAGACUGGAGGAACCAGAAGUCACUAUGCAUAAAAAGUAUCUUGUUAUUUUGUGAAACAGACCAACGGGAUAGGGUUUUGUAAAUCUGGUCGUCAUGUUAUGUUUGUGUAAUUUCAACCUCAUUUUUGCAAAGAGCCUGUCCAUUCACAGCCAGUUCUCAAUGGCCCCUCAGCAGGCAUCGUUUGGCAAGAGAAGGUAGAUGUAAAUCGGGGAGAUUGGAACAAGAUGAAAUGAGUCCCAUUCCCUUCACUCAGGAGUGUGGUGGCUUCAAGAGAUGCCAUUUGGCCUUGGGGAUUGUGAUGUGGUUGGGGGUGGAAGCUGGAGGUUUCCCUUUCCAUAGCAAGCUAUCGCUUUUACUUGACCAUCAUGGUUCUUUGAGGUGACUGGGGAAGGGUGUAGGCGGAUCAGACUCAGGGGAGGUGGCUAAAGACCCCCUCAAGUCACUCUUUGACUCCUAGAACUUAGAAAUGUGGUAGCAGGAGUAAACACCACAGGAUUUAUAAUCUCUGUGUUAUAAAGCUAUGAGGCUUUUCACCUCUGGGUUCAGACAACCAUCUGAAAUCAUCCAAUACCCACUCUCAAGAAAGGUACUGCAGUUACAUCCUGAGAAAUCCAAGCUUGCCUAGUGCCAUCAUUUAGGAGUCCUGUACCCAGGAAUCAAAGAAAAAAAAAAAAAAAAAAAAAAAAAGAGCACACUGCAGAAAAGCAGUAGUCCCCAAACGAAAAUUCUGGAAACGUUAACUGUCUUUGUUUGGUGUUUUGAGUGCCUUCCCACUCUGGGGUUAUAGAUGCUCCCUGGGGAUCUGGCUGGGGACUUAAGGUGGGGGGGUGUUGCUCCCAGAUCAGUUUAAAUUACAUAAUGGAGCCAGGAGAGUCGGGUGAUGGGAUUGCUAAUUCCCUUUAGAAGGAGACAAACUGCAUAUUUAAAAGCUCAACAAAUACUCAAAAAAGGAAGAAAAAAAAAAAAAAAGCAGCAGCUCAGGCAGUGACUGUGAGUUCCAGACUUCUCCAUGGCUGAGUCCUUGGGAUCCUCCCAAGCUGAGCCAGUGGAGCUGCGGGCUGAGUCUCAAGACUCACAGAGCUUGGGGGCAGUCAAGUGCAGGUCCAGGGUCUGGGUUGGAUCCCCGGGCUACUUUCUCUUUCACUUCGAAAUGUCCCUUGCUUCCAAAACCGGUGGCCUCCCAAUUCGAGUGAGAAGCUGUACUCCUUGGAGACCCCGGGCUCUGUAAAGCUGAGGAAGUGGAGAGGCUGGCGGCAAUGCGUUCUGACUCGCUGGUCCCGGGGACGCACACCCCACCUAUCCGGAGGAGGAGUAAGUUUGCCAAUCUGGGAAGGAUUUUCAAGCCUUGGAAAUGGAGGAAGAAGAAAAGUGAAAAGUUCAAGCACACAUCAGCAGCUCUGGAAAGGAAGAUAUCGAUGAGGCAGAGCAGAGAGGAGCUGAUCAAACGAGGGGUCUUGAAGGAAAUCUAUGAUAAAGAUGGAGAGCUCUCCAUUUCGAAUGAUGACGACUCCCUGGAGAAUGGCCAGUCCCUGAGCUCCAGCCAACUCUCCCUGCCUGCCCUGUCGGAAAUGGAGCCUGUACCAAUGCCCAGGGACCCCUGCUCGUUUGAGGUGCUCCAAGCUUCAGAUAUCAUGGAUGGACCAGUGUCUCAAGAGAGUCCCUCUGCCAGUGAGUCUGGAGUCCUCCUGUCCCAAGAUCCUUCAGCCAAACCAGUUCUGUUCCUGCCCCCCAAAAAACCUGCUGCUUUCUCUGGAGACCAUGAGGAGACCCCAGUGAAGCAGUUGUCCCUUCUCAAGCAGCCCCCGGCCCUGCCUCCCAAACCCACUGCCCGGAUUGCCAACCACUUAACAGAUCCUGGCGCCCCUGUGAAAUUGCCUUGUCUGCCAGUGAAACUGUCGCCUCCGCUACCUCCAAAGAAAGUCCUGAUCUGUAUGCCCGUAGGGGGGCCGGAGCUCUCCCUGGCAUCCUACGCAGCCCAGAAGAGCAGCCAGCAGGCCGUGGCCCAGCACCACCACACUGUCCUGCCAUCCCAGAUGCAGCACCAGCUGCAGUAUGGCAGCCAUGGCCAGCACCUCCCGUCCUCCACCGGCACCUUGCCCAUGCACCCCUCGGGCUGCAGGAUGAUCGACGAGCUGAACAAGACACUGGCUAUGACCAUGCAGAGGCUGGAAAGCAGCUCCGAGCAGCGAGUCCCCUGUUCCACUUCUUACCACAGCUCUGGUUUGCACUCAAGUGACAGUGUCACAAAAGGAGGACCCCUGGGACUUCCGGAAAUAAGACAAGUGCCAACUGUUGUGAUUGAAUGUGAUGACAAUAAGGAAAACGUGCCUCAUGAAUCCGACUAUGAAGACUCAUCCUGCCUGUAUGCACGGGAAGAGGAGGAAGAAGAGGAGGAAGAGGAUGAUGACACCUCACUGUACACCAGCUCUCUGGCCAUGAAGGUCUGCAGGAAGGACUCCUUAGCCAUCAAACUCAGCAACAGGCCCUCUAAGCGAGAGCUGGAAGAAAAGAACAUCCUCCCCAGACAGACUGAUGAGGAGCGGCUGGAGCUCAGACAGCAGAUUGGCACCAAGCUCACCAGGCGGCUGAGCCAGAGACCCACCGCAGAGGAACUGGAGCAGAGAAACAUUCUGAAACCUCGGAAUGAACAGGAAGAGCAGGAGGAAAAGCGUGAAAUCAAGAGGAGGCUGACUCGAAAGCUCAGUCAAAGGCCCACAGUGGAAGAACUUCGAGAAAGGAAGAUCCUCAUCCGCUUCAGUGACUACGUGGAGGUGGCAGAUGCCCAGGACUAUGACCGCAGAGCGGACAAGCCGUGGACCCGACUCACAGCUGCUGACAAAGCCGCCAUUCGAAAGGAACUUAAUGAGUUCAAAAGCACUGAAAUGGAAGUCCACGAGUUGAGUAGACACUUGACAAGGUUUCAUCGACCAUAACAGUGGGAUUACUCUUGAGUGCUCUGCUGUCUUCAAAACAUAAAUUUAUAAGAACCAUAAGUGCUGGCAUUUGUCCACUUCCCCAUUACGAUGUAAAUCUGAACUGCCUUUUUUAAAAAAAGAAAAAAAGAAAAGAAAGAGAAGAAAACAGAAGAAGAAGAAGCGAAAGGAGACACAAUCAGGAGUCUAUGUGCAGGAAUACCAUGGUGGCCACUCCUCAGUCAGAGUUGCUGGCACCACUUCUGCUAUGGAAAGGUGGUCCUGCCCCCAGCAGGGCCCUACCUGAACACUGUCCAGGGACUGCCUCAUCCCCCUCAUCCAGCCAGCAGGCACCACACUGGUUCAGUCUUCAGUGAACCCCUUCCUCACAAGGGACUGUUGCCUGAAUCCAAAGAAGCCAAGGGCGGUGGGUUUGGCAUGGGAGCGGCUUGGUGAAAAUCAUAAUCCAGCUGGUCUAGAUUCUGUCAGACACACAGGCUCCAGAUGGGACAUUUACUUUAGGGGCCCUUGAGAGGAGGAUUCUCGAAAAGCAGAAGACAUCUCUCAGUUACUGCCCCCCAACACACACACACACACACAAACACACACUCAUGCACACAUUCACACACUUGUCCUGGGGGGAACCUGUGCAGGCACUUUGAUCCUAAGCGUGUGUGCUGUGGGCACAGGAGGUCAGUGAGCAUCUACUUUGACCCCCAGCCCGAUCUGAACUGCCUUCCAGAAGACUGAGGAAUAGCGGCUGCCUGCUCAGUUCACAUUCAUUGACCAGCUUACGUUGGGAAAACCCAGGGCCAUGGGUGAUCCACACAUAAAUGCCAUUUCUAAGGUUCCCUGUGGCAUUCAUGAGUAUGAGCUGACCAGAGGCUGGGGUCAGAAACUCUACUUGGCCCACAUUUUUCAUUGGCCUUGUAGCACCCCUGGGACAGUAACGAUGUGACUUGGCGGUUUUAAUAACUUCUGAGUACAUGGAGGCCAGAGUUGGGGACCAAUGUCCCAGUGCCUCUCCAGGGCCUUCCACUCUUCUGUCUGUUCACUGAGGAGCUUCUGCAGAGAGAGCCACAUCUUAGCAAAGCUAACACCGGGCAAAACUUUUCCAGCCAUGACUGUCCGUGGUGUCCCUUGCUGCUCCUCUUAUCCAGAGAGAUUCAGUCUUCUCUCUUUCUCUCUCUCCUGGGAUGUGCCUCCAGCCGCCCUGUUGACAGGGCCUCCAAAGGUUGGGUGUGCACUGAAAAAAGGACACCCCAGACCCUACGGAGGCCUGCGGCAGCUCUGUUGUCCUGCCUAAUGGAGCUCACAGACCCUUGGGUGCAAAGCUCUGCCUCAACCCCAACGGUGUGUUCAGCUUUCAGAAUCACCACGGUUUCACUAGGCGAUGGCUUACUCCCCAUCCAACAUCUUUCUAGGAUUUAGAAAGAUGUCAGCUAGCCAUUCUGGCCAGCCCCAAAAAGUUGUCCCCUUGUCAAACCAGUUGGGAGUGUGUCACUCUUAGGACACAGCACCCAUCAGUGAGGCCGUCACAAUUUUCUGGAGCAUUAAUGGCUUCACGGCCAGAUGUUAACCCAGGAACCAGACGGAGUCAGAGGAAAGCUUGGAUCAGCCCUACAGGUAGUGUCAAUGCAGCUGCUGCUCUCCUAGCACCAUCUGGACCAAACACACUUCUGUCCAGUCCAAAGACACCACCAUCACUGGAUCUUUCUAUCAUCAUCAUCAUCAUCAUCAUCAUCAUCAUUAUUAUCAUCAUUUGAAUGUCCAGAGGGGUAUUCAGGGAAAGUGUGGCAGGGACCUCAGCGUGGCUGUAAACACAGUCUUCCCGAAAGGCUUACUGACUUUUGAAUGUGCACGUGGUAGGAGGAAAGAUGCAGAAUUCUUUCCUUGAACUUCCCUAGGGUGGAGGGUAGGCACGUGUUCUGGGUGGAGGUCUCUGCCUGGCGGGGCUCGAGAGCUGCACUUCCUCUAAGUAGCAGCUGUGCUUUAGGCUGCUGUGGUGUCCCAGCCUGGCAGGCAGGCCUUCCCCAGGCAGGAGGAGUCCUAAGGACCUCCUUGGCCUCCCUGCUGGCCUCGGUUCUAGGGCCCUUCUGCUUGCCUGGGGACAGAAGCCCCAAACUCAUCCAUCUCCCAGCUGCUAGCCAGCAGCCGCCACCAUUCCUUCAGCAUGCCCUGGAGUUGCCCUCCUCUUUAUAUACAGAAGUAGUCGGACACAAUGCCCACAUCAUUUCCUGUAGGGCACCCUUUGGCAGAAGCCACUUGCUCAGAGUUAGGGGUGUGCCUCGCAUGCUCCUAAAAUGUCAUGUCCUUCGGGGAUCAGCUACUUUAAGGCCAUGAUAAGUGGUUCCUACCCAGGCUCAGCAGCCUCGCCAGCUGUGGGAUGGCACGUCCCCUCUCCUUCUGAAAACCUGGAGUCUUCAGGGAGCUGUAACCCCAUUUCUCCCACUGUUAGGACAACUCAAGUGACUUGAAUUACUUCUAAAGGGGACAAUUUGACAUUAAUUAGGGAGGGAAUAAAAGGCAAGCUAGAUGGCUUUAACCAUCCCUUUCUGGAAAAGCUGCAGCGCCUCUACAUUCCCAUCUGAGCACUGUGGGGUUCGGGUUAGCAAGAAAGGGGAAACCGUGAAAUGUGUCAGACCUUGUUCUCUUCUUAAAAUCGGGCAUUGCUGAAAACCGCAUCCCAGGUCCACUCCCCUGGCAGAAGAGCCUGCCAUCCACAAACUGGCCUUUCCAAAAUCCUGAUCAUUUUAUCCCUAGACACCCUGAGAGCCUUGCCAGGUUUUUAGAACGUGAGCCUUUCUGCCAGAUAGAGAAGCCAAACAACACAAUGGUCCGUGUGAGGAGACGCUCGGAGUUUCUUUCUCUCCUGCUUAUGAACAUGUGUUUGUCCUUUCGGAAUGAGCAUCGUGGCGUGUUGCUUCGAGGAACGGGAUCCCAGGCUCUCCCUGUGCACAGCCCGUGGGCAGGGGUCACCUUCGAUGACUUUUCCCUCCCAUGAAUCUGUUCCUCCCCAAGCAGGUCGCUUUCUUCCAGUUGCUUCCUGGUGUCUGUACAUAGUUGUCUUUGUAUAGGAGUGCGUGAGUGUGGUGACCGUCGACCCCGUGCCCUCCAGGGUUCUAAUUUAACAGAUGACGACUGUAUGAGGAAGAUGCUGUACAUAGAAUAUAAAUUAAACUGGA